Messenger RNA from Durotheca rogersii, 794 nucleotides. RefSeq names its product YjgF-like protein. NCBI's taxonomy places the organism in Eukaryota, Fungi, Ascomycota, Sordariomycetes, Xylariales, Xylariaceae. The record is from RefSeq and is a predicted model, not a curated record. The transcript has 2 exons. The coding region runs from base 255 to 755 and encodes 166 amino acids.
GCUAAUAUGAGUGCUAAGAUAAGUCGGAUCGAAGAUACCGGAAUCGAGCUUUGACAGGGUGUAAUGACGUAUGCUAAGGCGAUUGAAAACGAGAACUCAUCGUGGUUCCAAUAUCGCAUUUAAAUAGCUGCUUGCCAUACGUGCCUUGACGAUGCUUUUCUUUUUCUUAUUUAUGCCAGCCGUGCGACCCUGGGCUAAACACUGCGGAUUACGCAUCGGAAGUUAACUGUCUGUGACGCGCGGUCGAUGAAAAGAUGCGAAUCCGCCUCUUCCACUGCAUCCUGGGGCUCCUCGCCCAAAUGCCAACCACCUACGCGAAGCUUCAGGCGAACUACACGUCACCAUCGGGAGUGCAGAUUUUCAAUCCAUCCAGUUUCUUUAACACCACUGGUCCAUGGAGCUUGAUGUCUGUCGCAGGUGAUACACUAUAUAUUUCUGGAAUGCGCGGCAUUUAUCCAGCAAACAGUACGCUUGCUCCAGUGGGACUUGCUCGUAUCAGGCAAGCCUACCAAAACAUGGCCGCCCUCGCCGAGAUGGCUGGGUCUGAUCUCAACUCCUGUGUCCGGCUCGUCGUCUACGUGACCGAUAUGUUUCGAUACCGACCGAUGUGUAACCAGGUGCAGGUGGAGCUCUGGGGAGAUGACCCGAGAAAAUACCCUCCCCGGACAAUCGUGGAGGUGGGCAGGCUGAACGACGACGAUAUUGUGGAGGUCGAGGGCACCUUUUGGAUGGGGAAACAGGGCCGCUGCCGUUAAUUGCUAAACUGCCGUCUACCUCGUGUCAUAUCUGACUGU